Rotaria socialis is the source of this 1611-nucleotide messenger RNA. Lineage: Eukaryota; Metazoa; Rotifera; Eurotatoria; Philodinida; Philodinidae. The record is from the annotation of a GenBank genome assembly.
AUGUUUCGAAGUCUAGCUGCAUUGCGUGUGUUGAAUUGUGGUUUUGCUCAGUCACGUUUUAUCAGUGCUGGAAGUAUCAAUACAUUGAAAGUCAAAGAAGAAGUUAAACGCGAACGACAAUUAGCACUACUUGGUGGUGGAAAAAAACGUAUUGAUGCACAGCACAAAAAAGGCAAAUUAACGGCUCGUGAAAGAAUUGAAAUUCUACUUGAUCCUCAUUCAUUUCGAGAAUAUGAUAUGUUUGUACAACAUCGUUGUUCAGAUUUUGGCAUGGAGAAAGAAAAAUAUUAUGGUGAUUCAGUUAUAACAGGUUCUGGUCUUAUCAAUGGACGUCCUGUUUAUGUAUUUUCACAAGACUUUACUGUUUUCGGUGGUAGUUUAUCGAGUGUUCAUGCAGCAAAAAUCUGUAAAAUAAUGGAUCAAGCUAUGCUUGUCGGAGCACCAGUUAUUGGUUUAAAUGACAGUGGUGGCGCUCGUAUUCAAGAAGGUGUAGAAUCGCUGGCUGGUUAUGCAGAUAUUUUUCAACGAAAUGUUAUGGCUAGUGGUGUUGUUCCACAACUUUCUCUUAUUAUGGGCCCUUGUGCAGGUGGUGCUGUGUACUCACCAGCAUUAACUGACUUCAUAUUUAUGGUUCGUCAAACAUCCUAUUUAUUUAUCACAGGUCCCGAUGUAGUACAAUCGGUUACAAACGAAACGGUUACACAAGAAGAACUUGGUGGAGCCAACACUCAUAUGGUUAAAAGUGGAGUAGCACAUGCUGCAUUUGAUAAUGAUAUUGAUACACUUUUGCGUACAAGAGAACUUUUUAAUUUCUUACCAUUAUCAAACAAAGAACAGGGAUCAGUCAUUCGAGAAAAUGAUGAUAGUCCUGAUCGUCUAGUGCAUUCAUUAGAUACAGUUGUACCAUUAGAAUCAACUGCUGCCUACGACAUGAAAGAAGUUAUUCAUGCCAUUGUUGAUGCAGAAGAUUUCUUUGAAAUUAUGCCUGAAUUCGCUAAAAAUAUUAUCAUUGGAUUUGGUCGUAUGAAUGGUCGAACCGUUGGUAUUGUUGCCAAUCAACCCAAAGUAGCAGCUGGUUGUUUAGAUAUCAAUUCAUCUGUAAAAGGAGCUCGAUUUGUUCGCUUCUGUGAUGCAUUUAAUAUUCCUCUUUUAACUUUUGUCGAUGUUCCGGGAUUUUUACCUGGUACCGCUCAAGAGCACAAUGGUAUUAUUCGUCAUGGUGCCAAACUUUUAUUUGCUUAUGCUGAAGCAACAGUUCCAAAAAUAACCGUUAUUACUCGCAAAGCCUAUGGUGGUGCCUACGAUGUCAUGUCAUCAAAACAUCUUCGUGGAGAUAUGAAUUAUGCAUGGCCAACAGCUGAAGUUGCUGUAAUGGGAGCACAAGGCGCUGUUAAAAUCAUAUUUCGUGGAGGUCACGGCAGUGAUGCUCAAAAACGCGAAGCUGAAUAUGUUGACAAAUUUGCAAAUCCAUUUCCAGCUGCUGUGCGAGGCUUUGUUGAUGAUAUCAUCGAACCAAAUACAACUCGUCAACGUAUCUGUCGCGAUUUAGAAUUGCUUGCAGCCAAGAAUUUGAAAAAUCCAAAAAAGAAGCAUGCAAAUAUUCCACUCUAG